AUGACUUUUAUAUCUUCCGUUCUCUGCUACAAAGUAUUUACUGACGAAAGAAUUUUUAGAGAAGACUUUUUAAUCAAAUAAAAAAUGGAAAAGUGGAUGCUCAUUAUUGAUAAAGUGAUUCCUUCUUCUGUUUUUAUUACAAAAUUCAAUCCAAGAGAAGAAACUAUAGAACUCUCUUAGUCAAACUAAAAAGCAAAGAACUAAUUCGAAGUUAAGAAUAGCGAAUAAUUGUAAACCUUUAUGGCUAAAACUUUUCUUGAUAAAAAUAGUGAAGCAACUUUAAUUCUCAACAAUUCGACUUAGCCCAACAAUUUAAAAAAGAAGAUAAGGACUCUCAUUGAAAGAGAAAAGAUAAAUAACUAAAAAAAGCUUUAUUAAAAAAGAAUUUAAGACAAUGUAUAAAAAAUGAAAUCGAUUGGCGAUAUCAAUUCUCAUAAUAACAAUAAUAAGAUUCUCUAACAGGCAAAUACAAUUACAAAUAUGCUUAACUUUAAGAAUAGAAGUAGAAUAGAUAGCAAAAAUUCUGUUUUCACUGAUUAGCAAACACCUUACUCCCUUGAAAACUCAAGGAAAAUUUCAAAUAACGGAAAUCAAAAUAUGAAUAAUAUUCCAUUACCAUUUCGUAAUCUGGUAAUGAAGAACAAAAGAAAUAAAGAAAGCUAUGGAAAUAUAGAUGAAGUAAAUAAAAAUAAUAGUUUACCUCUUCUAGCUUAAAAUCAAAUAAACGAAAAUCUAGAGUAAGAAAAUCUAAAUAACAGUUAUACAAGUUAGCCUGUGCAAAGGAAAGGCAGGAGAAUGAGAACAAUUAGAAAUAGGCAGUAUAUCAUUAAAAACUAAGAAAACCCUUCUUAAAAUAGCAAUUAAAUUUCUGAAAAUAUCAAUAACAACAAUUUUAUUUUAGGAUAUUAUCGAAAAGAUGAAUUAUCGGAACAGUAGACUUUUUCUAUAAAACUUUAUAGCUAUUAUCUCGAGGAAAUAUACGUAAUAGUUGUUAUUGAUGAGGAAUCUUAUGAAUAGAAAAUGAUUAGAGAAAAGAAUAAAUUAAGAGAAUUUUAGCUAAAUUCUAUAAGAUUUGUCAAUGAGCUAAGUUAACAAGCAAAGAAUAUGUUUGCUGAGCUAAGAAACUUGUAAAUCUCUUAUAUCAAUUUAGAUAAUUCCUAGAAAGAAAGUGUUGUUGAAUUGAAAGAAUAAAAUUUGAAGGCAAUCAACUAUUGCUUUGCAAUUAUAAAUAACAUUGACAACCACAUCAUUAGUAACAGCUAUAUCCCUACAAAUAUAGUUGAAGAAGAUAUCAAAGAAAUUGAUUUAAACUAGCUGAUAAGUAAUUUAUUGCAAGUAUUGUAAAUACAUAAAGAUGAAAAGAACCUAAAAUGUGUAAUAUACAAUAUCUAUAAAGAGAGGCUAUAGUCGUCAUCUAAAUACUUGACUUAGCUCCUUUACAAUAUUUUAAAUCUUAGUUUUCAAAUUUGCGCUGACCAAGGACUUGUGCAAAUAGAAAUCAAAGAGGUCAACAAAACAUUUUAUACAUCUUACAUUGAAUUUUGUAUUAAACAUACACUUAAAGAUGAUCUAUUUAGCAUAUUCAAUUUCAAUGAAGAUUAAAAACUCAUCUUUGAAACAUCUAAAAAGCUUCUUGAAUUUAUUAGUCCCUAUAGCAAAUUUUUCAUUAAGCAAAGAAAAAAUUUCUAUGCCUAAAUAAAAUUCUAUUUAUAUAAGGAUUUAAAUGAAAUCAACGUAUUUAAUAGAACUAGAUAGACUAUGCUGUAAUAUACUCUCAAAGGAAACGAAGGAAAUCACUUGAUUGAAUAAGAAGAAUGUUUAAGUGAAGACUUGUCAAUCGACUUUGAUGAUGUUUGUGCAAACAAGAUGGGCUCACAUAAAGAGACAAACAAGAAUACAAGAAACGCUUUAAGGACCUAUACUACCUAGAGAUAAAACACAGAUUAACAAACAAAAUUAACUUAAGAAUAAACAGAUGAGGAUAUACGUCAAAGAAAAGAUACUUAUUUAAGUCAGUAGAGUAGAUGUGCUCCACAAAUUACUUCUAGUGUAUUUGUUGAAGGAAUCUCUGGGUAUAAAAUACCUUUUGGAAAAUUAUUUGCUGAAUAACAAAAAGAGAAUCAGUACUAAGUGAAAUAGUAAAUGCAAUAUCAUCAUAAUGAUGAUUAAGAAGGAAUUUCAGAUGACUAUGAAUGUGAUGAAGAUCAAGAAGAGACAUCAAAAGUUGAAGAUUUUAACACAAACCGUUAAAUUGAAACUAAAGUAUACAGAUAAAGAAAUAGUAAUAAUAAAAAACUAGGUAAAAUGCAAAGAGAUUAAGAUUCUAGUAAAGAAUAAAGUGAAGAAAAUAAGAUAGAAAAUGAUGAAUAAUCUCAAAAUGUAUCAAAAAAGAGAUUCUCUUCUCGCUUGGAUACCAGGAAUACUUCUCAGAGAUCUCAAUAUAAUAUAAGAUCAAAAAAGAAUUCAUGUUUCAAUGAAAAUAAUAAUGAAGCAAACUAGCUUUAUUUCCAUGAAAGAUAAAUUUCGUCUGCAAUAAGAGAAGAUGAUGAAGAAAUUACAUUAACAAAAUCAAAUAAUUCUAACUUUAAUCAACUAAAAAUUAUAUAAAACGAUGACAUGCAAAAUAACAGUGAAUUUGAAAACAAGCAUAAAAUGACACCUGAAUAAUUUAAUUCUCCAUCAACUUCUAUUCAUACAGACUUCAUUCAUGAAAACAAAGAUGAGAUAAAAGAAAUUAUUUAAAUUUAAAAUUCAAAACUAAAGUAUAAAGAAAAAUCCAUUUUUUAAAGUAGAUAUAACAAAGAUAAUGAAGCCAAAAAUUUAUUAUCAGAAUAGUGA
This is a messenger RNA of Tetrahymena thermophila SB210, 2838 nucleotides long. RefSeq lists its product as hypothetical. Lineage: Eukaryota; Ciliophora; Oligohymenophorea; Hymenostomatida; Tetrahymenidae. The record is from RefSeq and is a predicted model, not a curated record. The transcript is spliced from 2 exons.